Molecule: messenger RNA, 936 nt
Organism: Encephalitozoon intestinalis ATCC 50506
Lineage: Eukaryota; Fungi; Microsporidia; Unikaryonidae
Exons: 1
Coding region: 1-936 (311 amino acids)
Source: RefSeq, a predicted model, not a curated record
AUGCUACUGUCUCUGAUAUUCCCUCUUGUAGUGCUGGGAGAAAAGUUCGAUGGAUAUGGACCCACGGCAUUCGACAUCUCUCUGAGCCCCGAGAUUCCUCUUGAGGAGCUUACGGGAUAUGGUACAAAGCAUGCCAAAGAGAGAAAGAACAAAGGAUUUGGAGAUUUGAGUCUGGUCGACUUCAACAUGGAGACAGAAGAUAGCUUUGACAGAAAUAAGCUGGUCGAGAUUGCUUGGAAUGUCUUGGACUCUUCCCACGGAACAAUCAUGACUAUGCAAUCAAUCAGGAAGGGAGAGAUCGAUGCUUUGUCAAUAAGGGCUCUUGGCCACUACGAGGUGCUGAACUCAUCAGAAGGCUCUUACAACGUCCAGGAGGCGCCGAUAACAUAUCUUCCAAUCGUCUUUGACACACUGGUUCUUGACCACAAGAAGAGUGGGUAUGUCCGAAAUCCAGAGAACAAUAAAAUCAUCUAUGCAAGCUGGGCAAUAUUCGAGCACAAGCGAACAAAGAGAUGGUUCACUGUGGUCAAUGUUGACAUGUACAGCGCAUACUCGGAGAAGACCGAUGUCCAAAUGGCAAAUAUUCUAGAGGAUAUGAAUCGGGAGCACACAGUGGACUCCAACCCGGUGUUCUUCAUGGGGCACAUCAAUGCAAUCUCGGACAGGCUUCAGAAGGUGAUUGAGGACAAGUACAUAAAUCCUUUGGAUGUAGACAGGAACGCAAAGGAAGGACCCAAGUUCACCAUGAAGAAUCUCCCAGAUAUUCUUGGCAAUUUCCAGAGGGACUUUGUGUUGGUUAGAGAUGCGUCAUCCAAGGUGGUGAGAGUCAACUAUGCAAGAAUACUAAGAAAGGGCCUUCCCACCCUCCACUAUCCCAUUCAUGCAAUAGUGUCGUUUGAGGCGGGGGACCAGCACCGUACACCCUCGGCUGCCUGA